AUGGCGCCCAGUAUCACACAAGUUAUCAAUGUCCGGACGCCGGCUGCUAGGCGGCAGCUAGCAAAGACGACGGUCGAUCUCUUCCGCAACCUGCUCUUUNUGUUGUUCAUCGUUCGAUACUCUCGAGUCGCCUUUAUCCACCUCUACGGCUAUGGACCCGUCGCUAGUGCAAAGAUGGGCUACGCCGCCAUCCGCAAGUCCCUGUACCGCAUAUUCCUGAAGCUGCCCGGCGUACGAGGCAAAGUGCAAGCCGAAAUCAAGCAGUCCUUGGACGAACUGGAGAAGAAACUCGUGCCUUCUGGUCCUGGAAUUACAAGAUACACAGCACUUCCUGCAUCAGGAUGGGGUCCUGAUCAAGUGCGCGCCGAGCUAGAGAAGCUGCACGAGAUGAAACAUACACGCUGGGAGGACGGAAGAGUUUCUGGCGCUGUGUACCACGGUGGUAAAGAGCUUCAGGACCUACAAAUGGAGGCUUUUGGCAAGUUUGGUGUUGCGAACCCUAUUCAUCCAGACGUCUUUCCUGGAGUCAGAAAGAUGGAGGCAGAGGUCGUGGCAAUGGUCUUGGGCAUGUUCAAUGCACCUGCCGAUGCUGCAGGAGUCACAACCAGCGGAGGCACAGAGUCCAUCAUCAUGGCUGUCCUCAGUGCCAGAGAAAAGGCUCGCAUAGAGCGUGGUGUCACCAAGCCCGAAAUCAUCCUGCCCGAAACAGCACACACUGCCUUCCGCAAGGCAGCCGCCUACNUCAACAUCACUGUUCACUACGUACCUUGCCCAGCACCUGCCUACAAGGCUUCUCUAUCACACGUCUCUCGCCUUCUGAACAGCAACACUGUCCUCCUCGUCGGCAGCGCCNCCAACUUCCCUCACGGCAUCAUCGACGACAUCCCAGGUCUCUCGCGCCUCGCUCUCCGCAGAAACAUCCCUCUCCAUGUCGAUUGCUGUCUCGGCUCCUUCCUUGUUCCUUUCCUCGAACGCGCAGGCUACACCACCGAGCCCUUCGACUUCCGCGUCAAAGGCGUGACCUCCAUCUCCUGCGAUACCCACAAAUACGGCUUUGCCCCCAAGGGAAACAGCACUUUACUCUACCGCAACUCUUCACUGCGCAAGUACCAAUACUUUAUCAGUCCGGAUUGGAGUGGAGGUGUGUAUGCUUCUCCCUCCAUGGCUGGGUCUCGUCCUGGCGCAUUGAUUGCAGGUUGUUGGGCGAGUAUGAUGAGUGUAGGCGAGCAAGGCUAUAUCUCUUCUUGCCACAGCAUCGUAGGUGCAGCAAAGAAACUCGCCGAAGGUCUUCGCAGCCGCGAUACUCUUCGCUCCGACCUUUACAUCCUAGGCAAACCACUUGUCAGUGUUGUAGCUUUCUCUUCUGAUACUUUGGAUAUCUACAACAUUGCUGAUGGCAUGAGUGGCAAAGGCUGGCAUUUGAAUGCUCUGCAAAGCCCUGCUGCCAUUCAUGUUGCUGUUACUCUGCCUAUUGUACCUGUUAUUGACGAAUUACUCAACGACUUGGAAACUUGCGUGCAAGAGGAAAGAGAAAAGCAACGACAAGCUGCCAUAGAUGGCAAAAGUAAACCCCUCAAGAAGGNNGGAGAUGCAGCUGCGUUGUACGGUGUUGCCGGUGCUCUGCCCGAUAAGAGUGUGGUAGAGGACUUGGCAGCAGGGUUCUUGGAUUGUUUGUACAAGGCUUGA
Molecule: messenger RNA, 1686 nt
Organism: Aureobasidium musti
Lineage: Eukaryota; Fungi; Ascomycota; Dothideomycetes; Dothideales; Saccotheciaceae
Source: the annotation of a GenBank genome assembly